This is a messenger RNA of Diceros bicornis minor, 899 nucleotides long. RefSeq names its product TNF receptor superfamily member 13B (gene TNFRSF13B). NCBI's taxonomy places the organism in Eukaryota, Metazoa, Chordata, Mammalia, Perissodactyla, Rhinocerotidae. The transcript is spliced from 5 exons. Gene Ontology annotation, cellular component: plasma membrane. The coding region runs from base 18 to 899 and encodes 293 amino acids. The record is from RefSeq and is a predicted model, not a curated record. Gene Ontology annotation, molecular function: protein binding.
AAUAAACGUCCUGAGUAAUGAGGGGCCCGGGCCAGAGCAGGAGAGGUGGCCGGAGCCGGGCGGGCCCGGAGGAGCGGCCUCCACAGGGCCUGCGGACGGCAGUGGCCAUGGAGCCCUGCCCCGAAGAGCAGUACUGGGACCCCCUGCUGAACGUCUGCUUCUCCUGCAAACCCUUCUGCAGCCACCAGAUUCCACGCCCCUGCACGGCCUUCUGCAAGUCUCUGAGCUGCCUCAAGGAGCAGGGCUGGUACUACGACCAGCUCCUGAGGGACUGCAUCAGCUGCACCUCCAUCUGUGGACGCCACCCCAAGCAGUGCACGUACUUCUGUGAGAACAAGCUCAAGAGCCAAGUGAGCCUGCCCCCCGAGCUCAGGAGACAGAGGACGGGGGAGGCCAACGCCAGGCCUGACGGCUGGGGAAGGUCCCCGGGAUCGGAGCCCAGAGGCUCGGAGGCAGGUCCAGUGCCCCCUGGGCUGAAGCUGAGCUCCGACCAGCUGGCCCUGGUCUACAGCACACUGGGGCUCUGCCUCUGCGCCAUCAUCUGCUGCUUCCUCCUGGCGGUGGCCUGCUUCCUCAGGAGGAGGGGGGACCAGUUCUCCUGCCAGCCCCCCCCAGGGCCGUGUCGGAUUCCAGCCAAGUCCUCCAAGGAUCACUGGAUGGAAGCUGGAAGCGCGGCGGGCGGGCCGCCCGAGCCCGUGGAGACCUGCAGCUUCUGCUUCCCGGAGCGCAGAGCGCCCACCCAGGAGAGCACAGGCCCGCCCCGGACGCCAGGCCCCGAGCGCACUGGGAGGUGGGGGCUCCUUGGCCGGACCAUGGCUGGACAGCCCUGUGUGCGCGCCCCCGACAGCGGCCUCCAGGUCGUCUGCGCUCCGGCCCAGGAGGGAGGCCUGGCCACGUGA